UUAAUAAAAUAUUGCCUUGGACCAGUUCGCGUGUUCCUAAUAGGGAAGCCCAUCAGCUUAAUAUAUAGAAGUCUAUAAAUACAAACACUGUAGUCCUUCAAAAAAGUGCGAUGUUUGAACACAGUGCUCAGCGAUGCUUGAAAAGGAAAUAAAAUUAAAAAUUGUCCUGUAGCACAUCACGUCCGUAGGUGUAACAAUUAACAUUGCGAUGUUUCACAUAAAAAUUGCGAUUUUUUUAAUAAUUAACGCGGUUAUCGCCUCGACCGCGAAAAGUAGCCAUAUUUUUAGUUUUCAUGGGAAUGUUAGUGUGGCGGUGAUUUUACACGAUUGUGAUGAAUCUUCUACGUUAUCUUACACACAAACCACCCUUCUACAUUCGGCCAUAUGGACUGUGGAGCGUAUAAACUUUUUAGAAACCGUUCAUCCCUUAAAAAUGGGUUUAUCCCUAUACAGAGCGUGUACUGACCUGGAUUAUCUUAAAACUAUCUUUGAAAUAUUUCAAAAUGUCGGUAUCACUGUGGGGGUUGUAACUGAUCAUCCGUUUAGUGAUAAGGUGAGGAAGUUUAGUGAGGUGCUGGGUCUAAGGACGAAAGUGAGAAAACGGUUCGAUACUUACCUAGUGAGGAGCGCAGUGCAGUUUUUCGACUUAUUAGGUUGGAAGGAUAAUAUUACCCUUAUUACCCCACAAGAGCAUAUCAUUGAUAUGUUUUAUUUUUACACGAAAAAGAAGCGGAUGUGCCUUACUGAAUGUUAUAUUUAUGAAGAUGCAAAUGCAAUAGUUUUUAACUCAACUAGUGAAGAUCCUGUAGUAUUUUUCGGUACAGCAUUUGAUAUUGAACAGCUAGUAACCAAUGAAACCCACAGAGAAGAACAUUUUAUAGCAAAUAACGUCCUGUUCGUCCCUUUGGAUGGAGACUUACCUAAUGGUAUCCCUGAGGGUACAUUUCUGGUGUUGCCACCUCACAUCACUCCGCCAGAAUUUAAAACUAAUGUUAAUGUUUUUCCCACACCGCUACUGUUCGAAAUUGCUGAUCCUUUAAUAAGUUUUGCCAUAGAGACCAGACAGUUUAUGGCAUCUAACUGCAAUGACACUAUUUACAAAAUCAACUGCUUAAGAAACAAACCGUCACUCAUAAUGCUUUUUCCUUUCAUUACCCCUGCAGAGAUAUUGAAAUUUUUGAAAAUUGAUCAAUUGGAUUCACUGUUUUCCUAUGAUAUUUACAAAGCUGAGAAAAGUAAUGAUACUGGUUUGCUUAACAGCAACAUCUACUUGAAGCCCUAUAAAAAAGUAUUGAAUUAUAAUGUUUUUUAUGAUAACUUUACUGUGAUAGAUGAUAGUUUUGAGCCAGUAAGUAAUAACAGUUUAGAGAAAGUCACUGCUUCAGGUGAUAUUUGCCCACAAGAAUUUGUAAUCAAAAGAAACAGCAAAAUCAUAUACAAAAGUGCCCUUAUAUCAUUUAGAAAUGAAGCUUGGAUCUAUGCAUUCCUAUCACUAUCCCUCCUUGGUGUUAUAUUUUGCAUAGCAAUAUUAAUAUUCCUCCUAAUGUCUCUUUUACGCCGCAGGAUCCUGGAAGGUAAUCCAGUUUUAACUUUACUUCUCUUAUGCACUGUCAUGUUAAUUUUUUGUGCCAUACUACCUUUUAGCAUCGAAAGCAACCAUAGCAUCCAUAAAGUGCUAUGUAUUGUUAAAACCCUCUGGGUAACCAUGGGCUAUUCUGCAAUGUUUUCUCUGCUAUUAUCCAGAUGUAUCGUCUUAAGCUCAGCAGCCAAAGAAAUUGGCUUUAUGUCCCAUAUCGCUGGACCAGUCCAGUCCUUUUUAUGUCUAUUCAUAUUUGGGGUCCAAGCUGCUUUAAGCUUACACAUAUUGGCUCGUUGCAAUGACAUAUUCACCCAAGGCUAUGAUUUCAUUUAUCUCAUGUCUUACAAUACAAUGCUUUUAAUCCUUCUAAUAUGCUUGGCCCCCUUGGUGUAUAAGAGUCAGAGGAACUAUCGUGAGGGCAAAUACUUUACUAUAGCAAUUAUAUUGAUCACUAUAGUGUGGUGCAUAUGGCUUCCUGGAUUUGCUCUUCUCUGCACGGAAUGGAAAGAGAUGAUGGUGUGUCUGGGUUUGGUGGGCACCGGAGGGAUCUUAUUAGGAACCAUAUUUAUCCCCAGGACUUAUUUAAUGACCAUUGCUGCUGAGAGGGAUAAAAUUACUAGCGCUUUACCAUCUUUGAACGCUGGGGCUAGUGCUAUGGAUAUUUAUAGGGCUCAUUCACAGCCGAUUUAUGACUGCGUCAACGUAGCCGCAAUAAACGCAGCCAAUGUUGCCAGAGCUGGAGCAGCUCCUUCGGCCCCAUCCACGAAUCUACAACAACCGGACCUGUACUCUUGUCCCGCAUUACCGGAGGAUCUGGAUUUCGACUUAUGUUGCGAUUCACCCGCGAAUACAGACAAAGUGACUCGGUUUUAGGUUUAUUGAAUAUUUAUUCAGCAUCGAGGAAUUGUCUCGAAUUUUGAAUUUUCUUUAUAUUGAAAUAAUUUUGUUUUUUAAAUAAGUUUAGUAAUAGUGCCUUAAGGGAAUAAGUAUAUUUACUUGCAGGUUUCCUUAAAAUCGCUCAGCCGUCCUUAAGUUUUAGAUAAUAGUUUAAAACAGUAGUUUUUCUAGGUACCUAUUAAUUUUAUCAUAUAAUGUAUAUAAUAUAUAAGAUUACUAGGAAAUAUAUUGCUUCUUUUUAUACUUA
This is a messenger RNA of Anthonomus grandis grandis, 2723 nucleotides long. RefSeq names its product protein bride of sevenless (gene boss). Gene Ontology annotation, cellular component: membrane. Gene Ontology annotation, biological process: G protein-coupled receptor signaling pathway; visual perception. Gene Ontology annotation, molecular function: sevenless binding; adenylate cyclase inhibiting G protein-coupled glutamate receptor activity. The transcript has 4 exons. NCBI's taxonomy places the organism in Eukaryota, Metazoa, Arthropoda, Insecta, Coleoptera, Curculionidae. The record is from RefSeq and is a predicted model, not a curated record. Bases 209 to 2452 code for a protein of 747 amino acids.